AUGGGGCAGAGGUGGGUCACAGUGCAGCCUCCAGCUUUGAGUAUGGGGUGGCUCCCACUUUUGCUGCUUCUGACACAGUGUUCGAGGGCUCUUGGUCAGCGCUCACCACUGAACGACUUCCAGUUGCUCCAGAGCACAGAGUUAAAGAACCUCCUACAUACAGUGGUGCCAGGGCCAUGGCAGGAGGAUGUGGCAGAUGCUGAGGAAUGCGCAAGGCGCUGUGGGCCCCUUCUGGACUGCCGAGCCUUCCACUACAACGUGAGUAGCCGUGGUUGCCAGUUGCUGCCAUGGACUCAACACUCGCCCCACACACAGCUACACCAUUCAAGUCUGUGUGAUCUUUUCCAGAAAAAAGACUAUGUACGAACCUGCAUUGUGGACAAUGGGGUCAGCUACCGGGGCACUGUGGCCAGAACGGCUGAUGGCCUGCCCUGUCAAGCCUGGAGCCGCAGAUUCCCCAAUGACCACAAGUAUACGCCCACACCAAAGAAUGGCUUGGAAGAGAACUUCUGUCGAAAUCCUGAUAGGGACUCCAGAGGUCCCUGGUGCUACACAACAAACCCCAGUGUGCGGUUCCAGAGCUGCGGCAUCAAGUCCUGCAGGGAGGCUGUUUGCGUUUGGUGCAAUGGCGAGGAUUACCGUGGUGAGGUAGACGUUACAGAGUCAGGACGCGAGUGUCAACGCUGGGACCUGCAGUACCCUCACUCUCACGCUUUUCAGCCUGACAAGUUCCCCGACAAAGCUCUGAAUGACAACUAUUGCCGUAAUCCGGAUGGAUCUGAGCGGCCCUGGUGCUACACCACAGACCCGAAUAUUGAACGAGAAUUCUGCGAUCUUCCCAGUUGCGGGCCCAACCUGCCACCGACCAUCAAAGGAUCCAAAUCACACCGGCGCAACAAGGGCAAGACUUUGAAUUGCUUCCACGGGAAAGGCGAAGACUAUCGAGGCACAGCCAACACCACCUCUGCGGGUGUGCCCUGCCAACGAUGGGAUGCACAGAGCCCGCACCAGCACCGAUUUGUGCCAGAGAAAUACGCUUGCAAGGACCUUCGGGAGAAUUUCUGCCGGAAUCCUGACGGCUCCGAGGCGCCUUGGUGCUUCACAACGCGACCUGGUUUGCGAGUGGCCUUUUGCUACCAGAUACCACGCUGUACAGAGGAAAUUGUGCCAGAGGGCUGCUACCACGGUUCAGGUGAACAGUAUCGAGGCUUGGUCAGUAAGACCCGCAAGGGUGUCCAGUGCCAACACUGGUCUGCGGUGACACCACACAAGCCGCAAUAUACACCCACCUCAGCACCACAGGCCGGGCUGGAGGCAAACUUCUGCCGGAACCCAGAUGGGGAUAGCCAUGGGCCCUGGUGUUACACUUUGGAUCCAGCGACCCUGUUUGACUACUGUGCCCUACAACGCUGUGAUGAUGACCAGCCGCCAUCCAUCCUGGACCCCCCAGACCAGGUACAAUUUGAAAAGUGUGGCAAGAGAGUUGACAAGAGAAACAAACUUCGUGUGAUGGGAGGCCAUCCUGGGAGCUCACCAUGGACAGUCAGCUUGCGUAACCGACAGGGCCAACAUUUCUGUGGAGGGUCCCUAGUGAAGGAGCAGUGGGUACUGACUGCCCGGCAAUGCGUCUGGUCGUGCCACGAACCUCUCACAGGAUAUGAGGUAUGGUUGGGUACAAUCAACCAGAACCCACAGCCUGGAGAGGCAAACCUGCAGAGGGUCUCAGUGGCCAAGGCAGUGUGUGGACCUGCAGGCUCCCAACUUGUUCUGCUCAAGCUGGAGAGACCUGUGAUCUUGAACCAUCACGUGGCCCGGAUUUGCCUGCCUCCCGAGCAGUACGUGGUACCUCCAGGGACCAAGUGUGAGAUUGCAGGCUGGGGUGAACCCACAGGUACAAGCAAUAACACAGUCCUGCAUGUGGCCUCCAUGAAGGUCAUCUCCAAUCAGGAAUGUAAUGUGAAGCACCGAGGACAUGUGCAAGAGAGUGAGAUGUGCACUGAGGGAUUGCUGGUCCCUACAGGGGCUUGCGAGGGUGACUACGGGGGACCACUUGCCUGCUAUGCCCAUGAUUGCUGGGUCCUAGAGGGACUUAUAGUCCCCAACAGAGUAUGUGCACGGCCCCGCUGGCCAGCUAUCUUCACACGUGUGUCUGUGUUUGUGGACUGGAUUAACAAGGUCAUGCAGCUGGAGUAGGCCUGGUUUUGAUCCCUUGGAGAUGACAAGACUUCUCAAAUAUAAAGCAAACUUUCUUUCUAUA
Phodopus roborovskii (desert hamster) is the source of this 2257-nucleotide messenger RNA. It is a transcript of the gene Mst1, whose product is annotated as macrophage stimulating 1. Lineage: Eukaryota; Metazoa; Chordata; Mammalia; Rodentia; Cricetidae. The transcript is spliced from 18 exons. The record is from RefSeq and is a predicted model, not a curated record. Gene Ontology annotation, molecular function: serine-type endopeptidase activity; receptor tyrosine kinase binding. Gene Ontology annotation, biological process: proteolysis. Bases 1 to 2193 code for a protein of 730 amino acids.